Molecule: messenger RNA, 2115 nt
Organism: Cynoglossus semilaevis (tongue sole)
Lineage: Eukaryota; Metazoa; Chordata; Actinopteri; Pleuronectiformes; Cynoglossidae
Product: cohesin subunit SA-2-like
Exons: 4
Coding region: 57-377 (106 amino acids)
Source: RefSeq, a predicted model, not a curated record
CUCAACAAAGAGAUGAUUAAUUUUAUUCUUGUAUAUUUAGUUCCCAGGUGACGUGGAUGUUGGCUCAGAGACAACAGGAAGAGGCACGCCAGCAGCAGGAGAGAGCCAUGAACUACGCCAAACUCAGAAACAAUUUGCAGCACGCCAUCCGUCGAGGUACUGGGCUCAUGGAGGAGGACGAAGAGCCAAUCGUAGAGGAUGUUAUGAUGUCAUCGGAGGGUCGUAUGGAUGACCUCAAUGAAGGCAUGGACUUUGAUACCAUGGACAUUGAUUUGCCACCUUCCAAGAACCGUCGUGAGAGAUCUGAACUUAAGCCAGACUACUUUGACCCUGCGUCUAUCAUGGAUGAAUCGGUCCUUGGAGUGUCUAUGUUUUAAGCUAGUGUCAGGAUGAUUUUGUGAUGAAAAACCAGAAUACGCGCUUUGUAUCUGAAGAGGAUUUUAGACGUAAAAACCGGAGCCUUUUCUCUAAGAAAAAGCAAAAAUCAGAAAAAAAAAUCAGGCUUGUACUCCACAUGGACCAACGAUGACCCACACUCAGUGUUGCUUGCUCAGAGAAGACUGUGUUUCAAAUAUUUACUUUUAUAAUCCUGGGUCAGCUCUUCCUGUUCAGAAAUAGUGAAACAGCCCACUUCCAAAAAUAUUAGAAAAGAGAUGUGUCUGAAGAAAAUCUAUAUUCUCCUUUUCUUUUUGUUGUUUUUAACCCCCUCUUUCAUUUUUUUUAAAUUGGGGAUGCAUUGGUGUGUUUAACUUAAGAAACAUUUUUUGUUCAUGUCUAACCCUUUUUACAACUGUAGUAAGUUACCAGGUGUGAAGUAGUAAUUUAUAUACAGACUGUAGUAGCCUGCUUGUACUGUGUUAGCCAACGUGGAUGGAGGUCUUUAUGUUUCUGUGCUCUUUUUCCCCCCGACCUCGAUCUUUUAAAAUUUGUCAGAUCUGUCCCGUAAACCACUGGUGGUCAAAAUAGGGAAUUGUCACAGACUCGGGAGUUGCUUCUCCCACAGGCCAGGACCACUCCACACUGGGUUGUAGAGCUCAUCUCAAUAUUAAGGCCACUCCCUCUUUUAAACCACCGUCCAUUAAGGAGACGUGCCCAUAAUGUGCAGAUGUUGACUGCAGUAGCGCCAUCAUGUGGGCUCUGGAUGAAUGAAAUUGCAAUUUCUUUUCCUCUCAUCCAGCAGCCCAUGUUAACAUGGGUAAGUCAACAUUUUUUUAAAAUGAAAGUUGUAUAUGAAUCGGUGCUGAUUUUAUAUUUGUGCUCUUGGUUUUUAAAUUUUAAACAUUCAGUCCCAUCAUUUGAGAAACAUGUAAGUAAAACCCAAAAUGUAAGCAUGUAAAACCAUGCAUCGACUAAAUUUUAAAAUGUAUAUUUUACCCCCUCCUCCCCCAUCUCCUUUUUUGUCUUGAUAAUGUCUCGGGGGUUUCUACUUUUUUUUCGUACAUGAAAGUUAGUUUGGAUAAAACUAAUAAAGACUUGUGAAAUUCAGCUUUAAGAUUUUCUCACCAUAAAAAGUCCUGUCACAAAAUGUGUGUAAGUUAGUGGUUCAGACAUUACUGAAGAUGAGAUUUGACUCAGCAGCGCUGUGGCAGCUAGACAAAGCUUAGAUUUUGACAUUUGUCACAUUUAAAUGAAAUGUUUUGUCUACUGAGGUUUUUAUUUUGUAGUCAUUCCAUGCUUGAGCCUUAAACAUGCUGGUGAAGUUGGCCUUCUCUCACAGUAAUCUUCCAUGUCUGAGCAUCAGCAUUGUUUAAAGGUGGACAAUUGGCUUCUUAGAUCAUGACAAAGAGCUGGUCGGAUGUAAUGUAAUAAAGUAGACGAGCUAAAUAAGUGUUUUGCCUAAUUAUUUUAUGUAAGUAAAAGAGGAAUUCUUUUAAGGAAAAAGUACUGUUUAUUGUUUGUUACUUACCACUACAUUGGUAUAAAUUCUUAUUAGAUCAUGUGUAUAUAUACAAAAAAUAAUUUCUUUCCUUCUUUUUGGCCAUUUACGUGUUUUUUUUUCAUGCUUCCCUACUCUUUAAGUUGUUGUCUAUUAUCCCAUCUUAUUCCAGUCACCCUGUUUUCUGAUUUGUACUUGUCUGGAGACAGUAACUUUUGAAUAAAAAUCAACACAUUUCA